GAGUGCGGCACUUGGGCGCGAAGAGAGGUGUCUUCUUGGCUGGUCCUGGUAAUGGAUUCGGAUACGGAUUCGGAGCGGGAGAAGAGCAGCGAUCCCAACGAGGGACUGCUCAGUAGCGAUGACAAGACAUUCCACGACGAUGAUGAGCCGGCGGAGGACUCCUCCCCGGCGGACGAUGAGGAGGAGCCCGAGGAGGAGGAGUGCCUGCUGCCGCAGAAGAAGGCACAGAUUCGUUGCGACCAAGACCAGCCACCUUUGGUGGUCUUGGUGCAACCGUCGGCGGAAGCCAUAGAAGUGCCCGAAGAAAUCGAUGAUACCAAUCCGGUGGCAGUAGCCACCAAAGCUAGCGAUAUGGAUGGGGACUCGCAACUGGAGGUGGAACACCAAAUGGAGACCGUAACCGAACCGGAUCCCGAGCCUCCGAAGUGUCCAACAUCCCUGCGCGAUAGUGUCCGCGAGUCCGUUGAAUGCUUCUAUUCCGCCCAGGAUCUCCUGGAGUACGGACACAUGCUGUCCUCCACUUCGAUGGUCCGAACACCGGAUGUGGAGUCUGGCUACUUCGAGAAGUCCGAGAGCGAUGCCUCGCGCGACGAGUGGGAGGGUCCGUCUUCGUCCUCCUCGGGCGCAGCCCGUUGUCGCCUCCUGUCCGGCAUUUCCGGACUCUCCGUCUCUUCGUCGAGUCGCCAUAGUGCCGAGGGUUUGCGCAUGGAACUGAGCCGAUUUCGCACCAUGAUCGAGACUCUCGAGCGGGAAAGUCUCGAGAAAUCGCAGUCGGAGCUGCAGUUGAAGGCCAAGAGCAAGCCGAAGCCAAAGCCCAAGCAGAGAUCCCAUGUUCAGGAUGCGGCUGGGGAAAGUGGUUCGGAACAGGGUUCCGAGAGGGGCUUCUGGUCAACGAUCUUCGGCCAGGCGGGUCUGGGGAUCAGCCAAGAUGAGGAGGAGCGCAUUGCGGACAUACAGAAAGCUCAUCGGGCUCUCGAGCUGCUCGAGGACUACCACGCGAGACUUUCUGAGCCGCAGGAUCGGGCGCUGCGUAUUGCAAUCGAACGCGUUAUACGCAUAUUUAAAUCUCGCUUGUUUCAAGCGCUGUUAGAUAUACAAGAAUUCUAUGAAUUGACAUUAUUGGAUGACUCGAAGAGCAUACAACAAAAAACAGCGGAGACCUUGCAAAUUGCAACCAAAUGGGAAAAGGAUGGCCAGGCAGUCAAAAUAGCCGAUUUUAUCAAAUCUUCAAACCUCAAUCGCAAUUGCGCCUAUGAGUUUAACAACGACGCCUCAUCCAAUCAAACCAACCAAUCAGCACUCAAUCAGAAUCAGAUCGCGAAUAAUGUGAGUGCCCAAGCGCAGGCCGAGGCCCUCAGCAGAACAUUUAAGAGUGAAUUGGAAGAGAUCUUGAAUCAGCGCAUGCGCAUCGAAUCGGACACGGAAAAUGCCAAGGAGCCAAUUGCUGAGCAGCAGCAAAAGCAGCAGCAGGCGCAGCAGCGCAGUUCCCGCUCCCCGCAGCAGCAGAAUCCGCAGCAGCAGGGAUCCAAAUCCAGGAGCGGGUCCCAGACUCUCCAUAAGGCAUCGUCCACAAAGGUGAAUGGCGAUGAUAGCUGGUUAUACGAGGACAUUCAGCUGGAGCGCGGCAACUCCGGAUUGGGCUUCUCCAUUGCCGGCGGUACGGAUAAUCCGCACAUCGGCACCGACACCUCCAUCUACAUCACCAAGCUCAUUUCCGGCGGAGCAGCUGCCGCCGAUGGACGGCUGAGCAUCAACGACAUCAUCGUAUCGGUGAACGAUGUGUCCGUGGUGGAUGUGCCACAUGCCUCCGCCGUGGAUGCCCUCAAGAAGGCGGGCAAUGUCGUUAAGCUGCAUGUGAAGCGAAAACGUGGAACGGCCACCACCCCGGCAGCGGGAUCGGCGGCAGGAGAUGCCCGGGAUAGUGCGGCCAGCGGACCGAAGGUCAUCGAAAUCGAUCUGGUCAAGGGCGGCAAGGGUCUGGGCUUCUCCAUUGCCGGCGGCAUUGGUAACCAGCACAUCCCCGGCGACAAUGGCAUCUAUGUGACCAAGUUGAUGGACGGCGGAGCAGCGCAGGUGGACGGACGUCUGUCCAUCGGAGAUAAGCUGAUUGCAGUGCGCACCAACGGGAGCGAGAAGAACCUGGAGAACGUAACGCACGAACUGGCGGUGGCCACGUUGAAGUCGAUCACCGACAAGGUGACGCUGAUCAUUGGAAAGACACAGCACCUGACCACCAGUGCGUCCGGCGGCGGAGGAGGAGGCCUUUCAUCCGGACAACAAUUGUCGCAGUCCCAAUCGCAGUUGGCCACCAGCCAGAGCCAGAGUCAGGUGCAUCAGCAGCAGCAUGCGACGCCGAUGGUCAAUUCGCAGUCGACAGGUGCGCUAAAUAGUAUGGGACAGACGGUUGUCGAUUCACCACAAGCAGCCGCAGCAGCAGCAGCAAAUGCAUCUGCAUCUGCAUCAGUCAUUGCAAGCAACAACACAAUCAGCAACACCACAGUCACCACAGUCACGGCCACGGCCACAGCCAGCAACAGUAGCAGCAAGUUGCCGCCGUCGCUUGGCGCUAACAGCAGCAUUAGCAUUAGCAAUAGCAAUAGCAAUAGCAACAGCAAUAAUAUCAACAACAUUAAUAGCAUCAACAACAACAACAGUAGCAGCAGCAGCAGCACGACGGCAACUGUUGCAGCAGCAACACCAACAGCAGCAGCAGCAGCAGCAUCAUCUCCACCCGCCAACUCCUUCUAUAACAAUGCUUCCAUGCCCGCCCUGCCUGUCGAAUCCAAUCAAACAAACAACCGAUCCCAAUCACCCCAGCCGCGCCAGCCCGGCUCGCGAUACGCCUCUACAAAUGUCCUAGCCGCCGUUCCACCAGGAACUCCACGCGCAGUCAGCACCGAGGAUAUAACCAGAGAACCGCGCACCAUCACCAUCCAGAAGGGACCGCAGGGCCUGGGCUUCAACAUUGUUGGCGGCGAGGAUGGCCAGGGUAUCUAUGUGUCCUUCAUCCUGGCCGGCGGUCCAGCGGAUCUCGGCUCGGAGCUGAAGCGUGGCGACCAGCUGCUCAGCGUGAACAAUGUCAACCUAACGCACGCCACCCACGAAGAGGCAGCCCAGGCGCUCAAGACUUCUGGCGGUGUGGUGACCCUGUUGGCGCAGUACCGCCCAGAGGAGUACAAUCGCUUCGAGGCACGCAUCCAAGAGUUGAAACAACAGGCUGCCCUCGGUGCCGGCGGAUCGGGAACGCUGCUGCGCACCACGCAGAAGCGAUCGCUAUAUGUGCGCGCCCUGUUCGACUACGAUCCGAAUCGGGAUGAUGGAUUGCCCUCGCGAGGAUUGCCCUUCAAGCACGGCGAUAUCCUGCACGUGACCAAUGCCUCCGACGACGAAUGGUGGCAGGCACGACGAGUUCUCGGCGACAACGAGGACGAACAAAUCGGUAUUGUACCAUCGAAAAGGCGUUGGGAGCGCAAAAUGCGAGCUAGGGACCGCAGCGUUAAGUUCCAGGGACAUGCGGCAGCUAAUAAUAAUCUGGAUAAGCAAUCGACAUUGGAUCGAAAGAAAAAGAAUUUCACAUUCUCGCGCAAAUUUCCGUUUAUGAAGAGUCGCGAUGAGAAGAAUGAAGAUGGCAGCGACCAAGAGCCCAAUGGAGUUGUGAGCAGCACCAGCGAGAUUGACAUCAAUAAUGUCAACAACAACCAGUCGAAUGAACCGCAACCCUUUAUGCUUUGCUACACACAAGACGAUGCCAAUGCUGAAGGAGGCGAGAUUAUCUACAGGGUGGAGUUACCCGAUAUGGAGCAGAUAACUCUGAUCUACUUGGAGAAUAAUGAUGCUGACUAUCCUUCCGAGGAGAACGUGUUGUCCUACGAGGCCGUACAGCGUUUGUCCAUCAACUACACGCGUCCGGUGAUUAUUCUGGGACCCCUGAAGGAUCGCAUCAACGAUGACCUUAUAUCAGAGUAUCCCGACAAGUUCGGCUCCUGUGUGCCACACACCACCCGACCCAAGCGGGAGUACGAGGUGGAUGGUAGGGACUACCACUUUGUAUCGUCUCGCGAGCAAAUGGAGCGGGAUAUCCAGAACCAUCUGUUCAUCGAGGCGGGACAGUAUAACGACAAUCUGUAUGGCACAUCGGUGGCCAGCGUGCGCGAAGUGGCAGAGAAGGGCAAACACUGCAUCCUGGACGUGUCCGGGAACGCCAUCAAGCGACUCCAAGUGGCCCAGCUGUAUCCCGUCGCCGUGUUCAUCAAGCCCAAGUCGGUGGAUUCAGUGAUGGAAAUGAAUCGUCGCAUGACGGAGGAGCAGGCCAAGAAGACUUACGAGCGGGCGAUUAAAAUGGAGCAGGAAUUCGGCGAAUACUUUACGGGCGUUGUCCAGGGCGAUACCAUCGAGGAGAUCUACAGCAAAGUGAAAUCGAUGAUUUGGUCCCAGUCGGGACCAACCAUUUGGGUACCUUCCAAGGAAUCUCUAUGACCAACAGCCACCACAACUUGGACACUGCCGCCUCGAGUUCGAUGUCGACCGGUCUCGAGAACAACAAUAGGAGCAACAGCAGCAGCAACAAAUCAGCAGCCGCAGCAGAAGACGCCGCACUGAUGAUGCAUCACAGUAACAACAGAUACUAAUACAACUACAACAACAAGAACAACAACAACAACAACAGCAACCACAGCAGCAGCCACAGCGACAACAACACUGACAACGACAGAAAACGGAAAUGAAAACGGAUACGGAAACGUAACCAUGGACCUGAACUAACCAACUUGACCACAGACAGAACAAAUUUAUAACGACGCAGCCGCAGCAGCCAACUUAAUGUAGCAAAUUGUCCAAAGCAAUUUUUUUUGGAUGCACUCAUUGAUGUACGAUUAGUAGAUUAGGUGAACGUACAUCCACCAGCUAGACGAUGAUGAAAAUGAGCGAACAUCAGAGCAAAGCAUUUGGCAUUUGGCAUAUGGCAUAUGGCAUAUGAGAUGAGAUAUGGGUGUUCAAACUGUAGCGGACAAAGGUGUAUAGUUUUUAGUUAGAACAAAGUUGGAUAUAAACAAAAGAAGCGAAAUAUAAUAUAAUAUAUAUAUAUAUAAACAUAUAUAUAUAUAUAUAUAUAUAUAUAUAUAUAUAUAUGUAUACAUACACACCACAUAUAUAGACUAAGAUCCGAUUAUAAAAGCAUAGAGACGAGCGAAGAUGAGGGCUUUCAGGAGUUCGUUAAGCGCUAGAGUGUUGUUUGUUUAUGUUGAUGUUUAUAUACGAGAGCCAAGAGUUAUAGCGAGUUAGUUAUGUUGACGAUAAUGUGUUUUUUUGAUAUAUAUUGACCUAUAUGAAUAUGUAAACAUGCAGGCGCAGGCACAGGCACCCCACCCAUGCACACCGAUGUUUUGCCGGUGAUAGUGAUGUUGAGGCACAAGUGCAUUGCAUUGCAUGGUGGUUAACUUUAAGUACGACAAUGUUUAGUAGCUGACUACGAAUAAUGACGACGAUGACGGGACGCAGAUGCAGAUGCGGAUGUGAAUGCGAAUGCGAACGGUUGCGGAUCUAGCGGAAAGUCAGACAAUGACGAUAACGAUUUACGAUUACGAUCUAAUGAUAAUGAUAAAUAUAUAUAUAUUGAUGAAUAUUGACGCUAAUAACGAUGGAGAAGAUGAAAAACGUUGGUGCAUUUGUUGUUAGAUGUAUGUAAUUUUUCCCACUCGCCUUUGCCUAAAAGCAACACAAAAUUUAAACAAACAAGAACGAUAUAUAAAACGGAUAAAAAUUAAAUCAAUAAACAUGCGUAUGAUAAACACUAGUAACUAGCGGAAAAGUUGCAUAUAGAACCACGGACAUUCAUUCACACAUCCACUUACUAUACUAUAUCUGUACCAUUUAGCCCAUAGUCCGCAGAAGAUCGUCGAAACAAAGUCAUUUUACUAUAUAAAAACAAAACAUCCGCAUAAUAAUGUAAACUACGACAGCAAUCGAUUGGAAAAGGAGAAAUUGAAUUUGUUGUCGCGUUGAUUUAAACCUAUAUAAUGAGUAAAAUAUUGUAUAUUUAACAAUCUAUAAAACAAAUAUAGUAUGUAGAUAAUACACACAUACACACAAACACACAAACCCAUAAAUAACACACACACACACACAUGGACUACCGUUGCGGUCAAAUUUUAUACACACCAGACAAAUCGAAUUGCAAAAGCAAAUAAAUAAAUAAUUAAGGAAGUGACGAUGGAGAAGCAGAGCUGGAGAUGAGAUCAACUCAAACUAGAUAACUAUACAUAUAUUUGCUGAUUAAUUUAUGUAAACCAAUAUACGAUUUAUAGCCAACGCACAGAAAAUGAAAAACAAAAAAACCAACACAUACGAAAUUUGUUCGAAAAAAAUUUAGCUAAAUUCAAGUUGAGUGUUAACAUUAUAAUUCAUACGAAUAUGCAUAUAUUUUAUUUUUUUUAACUCUCCAUCUCUAUUGCUCGCUAUCUUACGAACUACUUAAAACAUUUUUUUUUUAAUUACAUUUUUUUGUAUAUUGCAAAAACGUCGACGACGCCACAGCAGCAGCAGCUAUGGAUAUUAUUUCAAAAAUAUAUACAUAUAACUAUUAUACGAAUAAAGAGAAAACAAAUUCAUUAUAAUUUUCACAAUGUAUGCGCCGAGAGCAUUGUUAUAUUUAAUAAACAACCUAAAACAAAAAGGACAAACAAUGGAAAACAAAAUAAAAACUAUGCGAAUAAUUUCCACUCUAAACAAAGCAAAAGAAAACAAAACAAGCAAAAAAAAAAAACGAAGAAGCUGAGGAACUCUAAGUGUAAUAAACUAAUUAAAAAUCGAACUUCUUAAUCAAUUUGAUACAUCCAACUAGCAUACGGAAAGCAUUGCAUUAACUAACAUUAAACGAUGUGCAGAGGAGUUAACUAUAGAUAACCGCUUAAACAGGGUGACUAUUCGUAGCAAGUGAUUUUUUUUCGCUCAAACAAAAAUAUUUAAAUCACUGGUUAAGGCCCAUUUUCCAUGUGGUUCUUCCGAAAGCGAGGCCCCCAGUGAACGAAAAACCUAUACCAAAUUCAAAUCACUUUUCCAACUAGCCUUAGAUUUUACUAACAAACAUGAAACCCUCGAGAACUAACUAUCAAGCAAUUAUCAACUAGAUAAAGAAAAUAUAUAUUUAAAUUAGAGGCCCCAGGAGCGGCUGAGAAGGGCGACUUUCUUUUCUCAAAAAAAAAAAAAAAAAGAAAACCCAAAAAUAAGUAUGAUACAAAAUGUAUAACCCUUUCGUCCCAGAUGAUAUAUAUAUAUAUAUAUAUAUAUAUGUAUGUAUAUCCUAUCCACCACACACACGCGCGCGCAUACAAAGCAUGGGAAAGCGUUUCAUCAAAAUUGUGCCUUUUCUUUUUGUUGUUGUUGUUGUCGAAUCGAAUCGAAUUUCGAUGAAAAUAUACACACACAUAGACACAUGUACGGGCAGCUUUCGUAUGGUUUCCGCUCACACUUAUGUACAUCCCGUUUACAUCACAUUUACAUCCUGACCCACUGCCACCCCCCAUGGAAACAAAAAACAAGGAAAUCGUUUUUUGCUAGUCAUACCAACCAUGAAAAACUAGGAAAAAGGAGAAAAAGAAGAAGGAAUCUUUAGCCUUAGCGAUCAGUAAAGAAAGUAAAUCAAAUUCAAUUUCGUUGAAGUUCGCGAACAGAUCGGCAGUAGAGCUAUAUAUGCUAUACAUAUAUAUAUACGAUAGUGCUAAAACCAAAACGGAAAUCGAUGGAUAGUAAUGAGUUUAAGAAUUGGGUUGAUACAAAAGAAUAUAUGGGCAAAAACACACAAGUACACCCAACAUAUGUACAAUACUCUCAUGUUCAUGUGCGAGAUACAAAAUAAGAGACCCCAUUCGGCCUCAAAUGCGUUUUCAUUAUGUGUUAUGUCAAAUGUAAUUUGUUCAUCAGCGGAUGAAACACUCGCCCACACCCCAAAAACACACUCGAAAUAAACCGUAAUAAAAAUACGUAAUCAUA
Molecule: messenger RNA, 7986 nt
Organism: Drosophila simulans
Lineage: Eukaryota; Metazoa; Arthropoda; Insecta; Diptera; Drosophilidae
Gene: dlg1
Product: disks large 1 tumor suppressor protein
Exons: 19
Coding region: 52-4476 (1474 amino acids)
Biological process (GO): chemical synaptic transmission
Cellular component (GO): postsynaptic density membrane; neuromuscular junction; neuron projection
Molecular function (GO): kinase binding
Source: RefSeq, a predicted model, not a curated record